Messenger RNA from Schistosoma intercalatum, 3021 nucleotides. The record is from the annotation of a GenBank genome assembly. NCBI's taxonomy places the organism in Eukaryota, Metazoa, Platyhelminthes, Trematoda, Strigeidida, Schistosomatidae.
AUGAUGAUGAUAAGUUAUGGUGAAAUUGUCAAGUCUAAUAUGAUAUUACAUAAUCAUAGUCAAAAUAAUCUCUCUACUAUUUAUAUGAUUCAUAAUGAUACAUUAUUAUUACAUAAUGAUCAUUUACAAAAUGAAUCUUUUACAUUAGAUCAAUUCAAUCAUAAAUCUAAUGAUCCUGAUCCUGAUCCUGAUCCUGAUCCUGAUCCGGAUCCUGAUCAUAAUCAUAAUGAACAAUGGUAUUUUCAUUUUGAUAUGUUUAUUAUUACAUUUUUAGGUUUUAGUUCAUUUUGUGCAAAUAUUGGCUUAUUAUAUUUAGAUAGACGAGCUAAACCAUCAUGUACAACAAAUAAUUCAAGUUUUUCUAAUAAUUUCAUAACAAUUAAUACUACUAAUAACAAUACUACUAAUAGUAAUAAUAGUAGUACUAAUUUUCCUAUGCAUAAUAUCGCUAGUAAUAAUAAUCUAAAAUGUUCAUCAUUCAACUUUCUAUAUAAAAAAUGGUCACAUAAAAGAAAUUCUCAUGAAUCUAAUGGUUUACUAUCUAAUCAAUCAUCAAUAAUAACAAUACCAAAUGAGACAAUGAAUAAAAUGACCAUUCCAAAUACAACUACAACAAUAUCAUCAUCAACAUCAUCAUCAACAACAAAACGUUCAUUUUCUGUAUCAAAUCCUCCAUUAAAUAAAUAUCCAUCAUCAAUUAGUUUAUUGAAAUUUAAUCAUCAUCCUUAUCAUCAUGGUUCAAUUCAUUAUCAUACACCACGUAGUCGUAGACAACGUCGUUAUUUAAGAGGUUUACUUGGUUUAUCUAUAAGUAAUUUAAGUUUAUCUAUAUGUUUACUUAGUUGGUGUAUAUGUCAAAUUAUUAUAUAUAAUAUUAAUGAACAAUAUUAUAUAUUAAAUGCAUGGUUAACAAUUAUAUCAUUAAUUAAUAUAUGGACUAUAGAUAUUGCACAAACAUUAGAAAUUGGUGCCAUUUUAUGGAUUGCAUUAGAACGUACACUUGGUAUACAUUGGCCUAGUGAAAUACAAACUAUGAAUAACAAUAAUAAUAAUAAUAAUAAUAAUAAUACAAAGCUUUCAAUGAAAUGUAAUCUAAUCCAAUGUAAAUUUUCAUUGUUAAAAAAUAUUCUUAAAAAAUGUACAUCACAUAAUCAUUCUUCUUCUUCUUCUUCUUCUUCUUCUUCUCCUUCUUCUUGUUGUCGUUGUACACCUUUAUUCAUGAAUCAAUCAUCAUCAUCAGCCUCAGCAACAACAUCACCCUUAGCAACAACAACAAUAAAUAAAAAAUAUCGUGAAAAACAAAAAUCAAUAAUUUGGUUUCUUCGUGUUAUUUUAUGUUUAUUACCAUUAAUUUUAUUUAUAUUAGCAUCAAUUUAUAGUUUAAUGAAUAUAAUACAACAAAUUAAAAAACAGAAAUUAUUAUAUCAUCAACAAUUACAACAUGAAAUACAACAACCCCAACCCCAACCCCAACAACAACAACAACAAUAUCAAAUUGAUAUUAUAUCAAAACUGAAAACUACUUAUAUUACACAUAAUAGUAGUAUAAAUAAUGAUCAUCAUCAUCAUAAUAAUAGUUAUAUACAAUAUUUUAAUUCAUUAGUAGUAUAUAAUUAUUAUAUUUAUAUUACUAAUAAUUUCUUUACUAAAAAGCAUACAUACUUAUUCUUACAUAAAAUUCAUAUUAAAUAUCAAACUUAUAUGUAUUAUACUAAAUCUAUUAUACCAGCAUUAAUCAUUGGACAAUUUUUAGCACCAUUAGCGAUUUUAAUUACAACAAAUUUAUUGAUUUAUCAAAAAGUAUCAUCAAGAGAUAAACGAUUUUUCUCUAGACAAUCAAGUAAUACUAGUAAAUCAUCAUUUAUAUCUGGUACAUCGAUUUCAUCAAUUAAUUCACCAAGUCAAAGAAAAUUAACUACAACAACUAUUAAUUUUCCAAUACCAUUAUUACGUGUACUUGAAAGUAGUAAUCAAGAUAUUCGAAUUAAUUUUGACGACGACAACAAUACUACUACUAAUAAUAAUAAUGAUAAUACAUCUGAGGAGUAUAGUACAUUAAUCAAUAAACCUUUAAAUGAUCACUUAGAAACUAAACAAUCAAUAGCGAAUUUAAAAAAUCAAAAACAAAAUACACUUUUAGUUCCUUUUAUUGAUUUAAAUGAGAAUAGUUUUCAAUAUUCAUCGAUUAAAAAUUUAUCAAAUAGUCCUCCUCCUCCCCCUCUUCCUCCCCCUCCUGCUACUACUACUACUACUACUACCAUGACAACUAAUUCAUCAUUAUAUCAUAGAAAUAAUAGUAGUAUUGAUAAUAAUCAAAAAUAUUUAUUUAAUGAACGAAGAAAUAGUAUUUCAAUUAUUCAAUCCUAUAAUGAAUUCUAUGAGAAUAAUUCUAAUAUAACAUUAACAUCUAAAAGAUUAUUGACUACUACUACUAAUACUACUCAUAAUAAUUGUCAACUGACAACAUCAACAGGAACUUCACCACCACCACCACCACCAUCAUCAUCAUCAUCCACAACAACAACAACAACAACAACAACAACAACAUCACCAUCACCAUCUUAUCGAUUCAAUGAAUCAAAUAUUAAAUUAUCUACAAUGUAUACAAUACAAAAACGUCGUAAAAGUAGUAAUGAUAUAUUGAAUUUAUUAUUUCAAUCACGUACAACAGAUCUGAUGCAUACAAAAUCUACUACUGAUGAAUCUAUAUUAAUACAAGUAUUAAGACGACAACAUAAACGUACAUUACGUAUAUUAAUUAUAUUAUUAUUAUUAUUUAUUAUAUGUCGUGGACCAAGAUCAUUUAUAUUAAUUAUACAAUGGUUACAAUAUUAUACUUAUUAUAAAAAUCAAUAUCAAUCUUAUUUAUAUACAUGGUUACAAUAUACAAGUAUAUUUUCUUAUUCUAGUGCAAUAUUAGAUACAAUUCUAUAUGGAUUUUGGGGUAAUCGUAUUUAUCGAUUAUAUAUUAAACAUUUAUAUACACAUUGUGCCUUAUAUAAAUGUUGUAUUAAUCAAUAA